AUGGAACAAAGAUCUGGCCGAGACUCGAACCGUCCCGACUACCUUGCCCAGGCACUUGCGAAAGUCGCUCAGGCACAGCAGGAGUUCUUUGCCAAGUCGGGCGAUGUUGAAAAGGCACGGGCUCUAGUCCGGCUGAGGGAGGCAGAGCACGAUCUGACUGUGCUCAAGGGAGCUGACAGUGAGCUUGAAGGCGACAAGAAGAGAGCGGAGGCACAAGUGCGGCUGAGAAAAGAGCAGCUUAGGCUAGCCGAGCUUGAAGGCGACAAGAAGAAGACAGCGGAGGCACAAGUGCGGCUGAGAAAAGAGCAGCUUAGGCUAGCCGAGCUUGAAGACGACAAGAAGAAGACAGCGGAGGCACAAGUGCGGCUGAGUAAAGAUGAGCUUAAGCUAGCCGAGCUUGAAGGCAACAAGAAGAAGACAGCGGAGGCACAAGUGCAGCUGAGUAAAGAUGAGCUUAAGCUAGCCGAGCUUGAAGGCGACGACAAGAAGACAGCGGAGGCACAAGUGCAGCUGAGUAAAGAUGAGCUUAAGCUAGCCAAGUUUGAAGGCAACAAGAAGAAGACUGCGGAGGCACAAGUGCAGCUGAGUAAAGAGGAGCUUAAGCUAGCCAAGUUUGAAGGCAACGACAAGAAGACAGCGGAGGCACAAGUGCAGCUGAGUAAAGAUGAGCUUAAGCUAGCCAAGUUUGAAGGCGACGAGGAGUUGGCGCAUGCUAAAAGAAAUUUGACGGAGGCGAAUCUCAAUCUCUCUGUGGCAACUGUGAGUGAAUUGCUCAGAAAUGCAACAGGGGAAGAUGCUGCUCGACUUAGCAGGGAGCUCGAGGUUGCAAGUGUGAUGGCGCAGGCAAGUUCCUUUCAGUUCUGUGUAAAAUGGCCGCUAAAGUCAACGUAA
Molecule: messenger RNA, 891 nt
Organism: Guillardia theta CCMP2712
Lineage: Eukaryota; Cryptophyceae; Pyrenomonadales; Geminigeraceae
Exons: 3
Coding region: 1-891 (296 amino acids)
Source: RefSeq, a predicted model, not a curated record